GGUGGAUCAUGUUACCUACAAUGUGCGUCCAGAUGAUGGCUUUCCUACUGCUUGUUCUUACUCAAGAGAUGUGCUCAGCAACAGAUGGAAUCCAGCCUUAUAUGCCCAAUGUGUGUUCACAGAGAGAGCCGUCCGUAGCAGCCCACAAGCAGCCUGUGAUCCAAGCCUUCAGUCGCAUGGUCAAAGUAUGGAAACAGGGAUGUGCGGGGCAGAUGUGGUGUGUUGGCUAUGAGAAAAGAACGGCAUACUACAUCACAUAUAGAACAGUUUACAGUAUGGAUUAUAAGAGCGUGAACAAGUGCUGCCCAGGAUGGAACCAACGCAAUGGCGAAACAGGCUGUCAUUACAUGGCCUGCACCACUGGCGUUUGUUUUAAUGGAGGGAACUGCGCUGAUGGAUCCUCUCAGCAGUGUUUUUGUCCAGCAGGAUUUCAGGGGCCACGCUGUCAGUAUGAUGUAAAUGAAUGCGAGAAUAGUAAUGGCGGAUGUGAAGUGCAGUGCUGCAAUACGAUUGGGAGCUUCUACUGUAAAUGUUCUGAUGGCCACAGCCUGAAAGAAGAUGGGAAGACCUGUCAAGAUGUUGACGAAUGCCAAACCCAUAAUGGAGGCUGCCAGCAUAGAUGUGUCAACACCCCAGGGUCGUAUCACUGUGAGUGCAAACCAGGCUUCCGUCUGCACUCAGACAGCAGGUCAUGCAUACCUGUGUACUCUUGCUCUGUCGCCAAUGGGGGAUGUGAACACGACUGCGUGCAGGUUACAGUGGCGCACUACCAAUGUCGUUGCCGGCACAAUUAUCAGCUGAAAGAAGAUGGCAAGCACUGUGAAUUGACCAACCCGUGUUCAUCCAGAAAUGGGGGCUGCAUGCACCAGUGCAACAAUAACGGGGGACUUGUCAGGUGUUCAUGUCACCCAGGAUAUAAACUAUCAGCGGAUGGCAAGUCGUGUGAAGACAUUAAUGAGUGUUUGACUGGCUUGGCCAUGUGUGCACACAGCUGUCUCAACACUCGAGGCUCCUUCCAUUGCGGCUGCAGUCCUGGCUAUGAAUUGGGAGCUGAUGGAAAACAAUGUUACAGGAUUGAGAUGGAGAUUAUAAAUAGCUGUGAGAUCAACAAUGGAGGAUGUUCUCAUCAGUGCAAACACAUCAACGCUGGUCCUCUUUGCCUCUGCCCCCAAGGGUAUGAGUUGGAUUUGGAUGGAAAAACUUGUAUAGACACAGAUGAGUGCACAAAUGGGGCAUCAUGCUGUCAGCAAGAGUGUUCUAAUAACCCUGGGGGUUAUGAGUGUCUGUGCUACCCAGGCUAUAGAGUCAACCCAGAUGGAUGCGGCUGUGAUGAUGUGGAUGAGUGCUCCUUAAACAAUGGAGGUUGUGAACAACUGUGUGAAAACCUGAUUGGUUCCUUCCAGUGUAGCUGUCCACCUGGGUAUAGACUGGAUGGAGACAGUAAAAGCUGUACUACCAUAACUAACCAAGCUGAAGCAUUACCUGGUCAACGCCCCAUUGUUCGCUCUCUUCCACAAGUCACUUUACUGAGAGAUGAAUUUGCUCAGUUUUUUGAUGAGGACUAUGAUGAUGAGGAAGCAGAAGCCAGAGGAGAGCAUACCCUCUCUGAAUCAUUUGUUUGUUUUGGGGGCAGCUUUGGCCCUGACUGUGCGCUAACCUGUGAUGAUUGCAAGAAUGGAGGCACAUGCAAUGAUGAGGAAGAUGGUUGUGUGUGCCAGGAGGGCUGGACAGGACUUAUAUGUAACCAAACUUGCCCUGAAGGAACGUUUGGUCAGAAUUGUAGCCUCAAAUGUAACUGUAAGAAUGGAGCCACCUGUGAUCCUAUUACUGGCAAAUGCCGCUGUCCACAAGGAGUCAGUGGAGAAUUCUGUGAAGAUGGCUGCCCAAAAGGAUAUUAUGGAAAGAGUUGCAAGAAAAAAUGUAACUGCGCCAGCAAAGGUCGAUGCCAUCGCAUCCACGGAGCCUGUUUGUGUGACCCUGGGCUCUAUGGACGUUAUUGCCAUUUAGCCUGUCCGAAGUGGACAUACGGACCUGGCUGCUCAGAAGAAUGCCAGUGCAUACAGAAAAACACCCUGGAGUGUGAUAAAAAGGAAGGCCUUUGCACUUGUAAACCAGGUUUCCAUGGAGAACAUUGUCAGAAAAAAUGUGACGUGGGAUUUUAUGGAAUCAGUUGCAAGAGCAAGUGUAGCUGCCCAUAUGGUGUUCUCUGUGACCACACACAUGGGAAGUGCCAGAAACAGUGCCCAGAAGGAUACCAGGGGGAUAACUGUGACCAAGAAUGCCCAGAAGGAACAUUUGGACUGAACUGUUUAAAGACUUGUGCAUGCGGAGGUGCACCUUGCAAUCACGUCUCAGGGAUGUGCAUUUGCCCUGCUGGAAAAAUUGGGAUAGACUGUGCCAAAGGUUGCCCUGUAGGUCACUGGGGAGCUGGCUGCCAAGAGAUCUGUCCCAUGUGUGAAAACAACGGCAGUUGUAACCCAGCCACCGGAGAAUGUACAUGCGCACCAGGGUAUACUGGCAGCCUUUGCAAAGAAAUUUGUCCUGCUGGUUGGCAUGGCCAAGGGUGCCAGAUGAGAUGUGCCUGUCAAAACAAUGGACAGUGUGACCCAAUCUCAGGAAGAUGCACAUGUCCUCCUGGCUGGACGGGCCAUAACUGCAGGAGAGCAUGUGAUGCGGGACACUGGGGAACAGACUGCCUCAACCCAUGUAACUGCAGCAAUAGUGAUGGGAGCUGUAAUUCGGUGACUGGACAAUGCAUCUGCGAAUCAGGAUAUAUAGGGCUGAAUUGUGAUCAAAAAUGUGCCGAGGGCUGGUACGGUUCAGAUUGCAGGCACCCAUGUCAGUGUGAUAAUGGUGCCGUUUGUGACCAUGUGAGUGGGGCUUGCACUUGCGCAGCAGGGUGGAGAGGAACAUUCUGUGAGCUACCAUGCCCUGAUGGCUUCUAUGGCACAGACUGUGCAAACCACUGCCGGUGUUCCAACGGUGCCCCCUGUGAUCAUGAGUCAGGAUCAUGCACUUGUCUUGCUGGUUGGACUGGCACUACAUGCAGCCAAAAAUGUCAAGAGAACAGAUAUGGAAAUAACUGCGAGGAAACUUGUAACUGCUUUAAUGGAGCCUCAUGCAACCAUAUCAGUGGGGAGUGCGUGUGCAGCCCUGGUUGGACAGGAAUCACCUGCCGGCAAGCUUGUGCUGAUGGCUUUUAUGGGUUCAGUUGCCUCCAGCAGUGUAUCUGCAGAAAUGGAGGAAAAUGUGACCAUGUCUCUGGUCGGUGCAGUUGCCAGAAAGGCUGGACAGGAUUGGCUUGUGAGAUAGAAUGUACUCCGGGAACAUAUGGGGAUGGCUGCCUACAGAACUGCAGUUGCCAAAAUGGAGGAGUUUGUGAGCGAGAGACAGGACGUUGCAUGUGCCAUGGAGGCUGGACUGGGGACUUAUGUCAAACAGCAUGUCCUGCUGGAACAUUUGGAGUGAAAUGUGCAGAGAGGUGCAACUGCCGCCAUGGAGUUUCCUGUAACCAUAUUACAGGCAUGUGUGAUUGCCCAGCUGGAUGGAGAGGAAAACACUGCGAUAAGCCUUGUCUCCCUGGGUCUUAUGGAGAGAAAUGUGUGGAACUUUGUACUUGUCCCCAUGGAACAGCAUGCAAUCACAUCACAGGAGAAUGUGGGUGCCCACCAGGAUUUACAGGCAAUGGAUGUGACCAAACUUGCAUUCCAGGCACCUAUGGGCUGAAUUGUGAGAAAGCCUGUCAGUGUCCAGGUGAACAUCAGAACUGUCAUCCAGUGACAGGGGAAUGUAUUUGUGCACCAGGAUACCAUGGAGCCAACUGUCAGCUAAGAUGUUCAAAUGGACUUUACGGUCCAAACUGCGAGAAACGCUGUUCAUGCAAAAAUGGAGGACACUGUGAGGCUACAACAGGAAUGUGCCACUGUCUACCUGGUUAUGUGGGGUCUGACUGCAGCACUGUAUGUCCCCAUGGAAGGUAUGGAAAAGGAUGCGCCCAUGUCUGUCCUUGUGGUCCAAGAGGAAACUGUGAUCAUGUGACUGGAGAAUGUAUUUGCCCCCCUGGAAGGACUGGCCAGAACUGUGAACAUAUGUGCAGUAGAAAUUAUUUUGGGAAAGACUGCAAACACCACUGUACUUGUACGAAUGGUGGAAGGUGUAACCCAGUUAAUGGUUCUUGUACCUGUGGUCUGGGCUGGCAAGGACCUACCUGUGAAGAAGGGUGCCCUGCUGGUAAAUAUGGAGCUGGCUGCCAAAUGGAGUGUUCUUGUCAGAGCAAUGGCACUUGCGACAUUGUAACAGGCACUUGUCACUGCUUAAAGGGAUAUUAUGGAGCAACAUGUGAACAUGCCUGCCCACCUGGUUUCCAUGGAGACAACUGUGGGGAAUUAUGCACUUGUGAAAAUGGAGCAACGUGCGACCCUGUCACUGGGACGUGUCUGUGUCCUGCAGGUUUCUAUGGAGACAAAUGCGAGAAAGGCUGUGAGAAGGGGACAUACGGAGAGAAAUGUAACAGGCUUUGUGAAUGUGAAGGAAAUGCUCCUUGUGACUCUGUGACCGGAGAGUGUAUUUGUCCCCCAGGGAGAUCUGGUGCCAGCUGUGAUUUAGAGUGCAGGAUCGAUCGCUUUGGCCCCAACUGCACCUUCAGCUGUGACUGCUCAUGGAAUUCCCAAUGCAAUUCAAUGAACGGGGGCUGUAUGUGUCUUAAUGGAUUUAUAGGACCAACCUGUCAAGAAGGUGGGCCACCCCAGCUUAUGUCGACUCUGUUCCAGACAUUACUAUAUGCAAAGUCUCAAACACAGUCCGGAUCCUCAGCUCGAUAUCUGAUAAAUACCAGCAAGCAAAGGCCAUAAAAAGCCUGGAAUAUGUUUAUUCCAUAACGCUAUUGAAUUACAACAUGCCGUUAAUGCAAAAUGUACUGUGCACUGUUGUAAAGGUGCCAAACAAACUUUGUAUGGAUUUCUAAAUAAUGACUUGAAUAAAAGCAACAUGGAGAUGCACGCGAGAUUCCAUCAGCCACCACCAAUCAAUGGCUUCUGCACCUAGAACUGAAAUGCCAAGAGGAAACACCUGCACCACACCCAACAUGAAAUGCUUUCUGUUCCACCUGAUUUUUACUGAACAUAGUCAAGAAGCACAGCAGUGGUCUCAUUGUUACUUCCUUCUAGUCUUCUUGUCUCAAUCUGAAAAGAUCCAUGCACAGAAAUAUCCAACUACUGAGAAUGAGAAGGAGUAAGUGCUAACAGAACAGCCUUCCAUUGCAAAAGCCAUAUAAAAGGGACGUACUUUGGUAAAUUGCUAACAUCAAGCUGAUUGGAAACCAUUCUCCAUAUAUUAGUGGGCUGGCAAUAACAGCACCCACAGGCCAGGUGCAGCCUUCCAAUAUAUUAAGGCCUCGUCCUUCAAUGAGUUCCUUAUAUUCUUUGUAUAAUGUAAUCAUUACAGUAUUAACAGGCCCUUGGGAAUCGGCCCACUACAUGGAAUAAGUUCUGGAGAACUGCUGGGCUUCUCCUGCACUUCCUCUGUAUAAACCUUGGGGCAGUUAGUACUUAAAUACUACUGUGUUUGAUAUUUUUCUGUAUGGAUAAGUCAAUCAAUGGGUUUUUAGUCAUAACAUUCAAUGAUGGGUAAGACACAAGAAUAUCCAGCGGCCAUUGUAGACCCAAAAGAUGUCCGGGCACAGGUUCUCCUCAGUGGUAACUAUGUCCUACUGUUACGCCGGUGUAAUGUUACCAACUUGUGCUUCUUAAUUCCUGGUUCCAUUUGCAGUCCGAUGGUUUCCAUCUGUUUGUCUGAUCAGGGGAAUAGCUGAAAUAUCUAUUUAUGUUGCAAUAUUUAGAAGAAUGAAGAACUUUUGAAGCCACAGCCAAAAGGUCACACGUGUCUGGUGAGCAUAUGAGAUAUCUAUGUAACAUACACAAUGUCUCAUACUCAUACAUGCCAAGCUCUGAAGGAGCUUCUUGAUGUCCAAACAUUGUCAUUGAAGCCCAGUAAACAAACAGUGACAUCACUGCUGCGGUGACAAUAUUGUACACAAAGGAAGUUCAUUCCUGAAUUAUUGACAUGAACUGGAAUAACCAAAAUUUUCAAUGGAGCAGGCGCUCAGAAUAAAGGCACUCUUCCACCAGGUUGUUCAAACAAGUAGAAAAGAUUUGUUGUGUCCAUAGCCGUACGCGUUUAGAGCCUAUAUAAGUCUUUGUAACAUGAAACACGUAAGGCUAUGGACACUAUAAAUCUUUUCUACUUGUUUGAACAGCCUGGUGGAAGAGUGCCCUUAUUCGUAGUGCCGGCUCCAUUAAAAAUUUUGGUCUGUCCGGUCCCCGUGCGGAGGGCUCAGGGCAGUGCACACGGGCCACUAAAUGUGGGGAGUGAUAAUUAUACUUUUUAUGGGGACCCCUACUCCAAUUCAUCAUACCAAUGAACUGGACUAACACCAUAUCUCAUAAUAGUGACUACUUGUCUAUGUAAACACAUGACCAGGCCUAUUUCACAUGACUUUGUAGAUCGCCUAUACAUUAACUUUGUGUAUGAUAUAGACAGUUUUUAACAUUUUUUUUUUAUAUUUUUGCUUUUGUGAAAUGCUUUGGAACUAGAUUUUACAGCUGCUUUUCUGGUUGCUAGGAUCCAAUAUACACUACCAACCAGGCAGUGGUUAAAAUGAGAGACUGGCAGAUGAAUAGCAGAGGAACUCAACAGAAAGCUAAGUAAUAAAAACGAACUCAUAACGUAGUCUCACAGAGCAAUAAUUUUUUUAGCUGCCGGGGUCAGUGACCCCCAUUUAAAAGCUGGAAUAGGUAGAAGAGCAAAUCAAAAACGAUAAAUGAUAAAAAGUGACGAUCCGUGUUAAGAAUAGGCUUUUCUAUAACAUACUGAAGGUUAAUUUCAAGGUUAACUACCCCUUGCUAUUACUUUUAAUUACAAAUAAGCAGUUGCCUUGAACAAGGCAGGGCCAAAAAGCUGCCUACAAUAAGGACCGAUCUUUAUGUAAUUUGCAUAUGGAAUUGUAUUUGCCAUGUUUUUUUACCCAUAAUUCAAUGUUGCAGACCUGUCUUUUGCUUAACCAGUGUGUGUGUGUGUGAGUGUACAGGCCUUGUGUAACGGAGUGUAAAUGCCAAACGAUGAGUAAAACCUGAAAGAUCCACUUGCUUUCAAUGGAUUCAGCUGCGAGUAGAGGAAUAUAAUAUAAAUGCAGAUGCCGUUAAAUAAGAUGUAUGGGGAACCACACAGAAUUAUUCCAAUUAUAAAUAUUCCAUGACUUUUUGCACAGAAUAGUGAGUCAGUAAGCAGCAUGUGACAACCGGGGAGGAAUUUUCUGACCCUCAACCACCUGUUAUUCAAUAAACCUUCACACAUUGGGGAUGUUACUCAUUUUUAGCUAUGGAUUUUUUUUUCCAUAUCUGAAACUGAACAGAAGUGAUGAGUGGACGUUCUCCCUAUAAUUUAUUCAUUAGAAUGAAAAUCUGAAUUCCUUUCUAUCUUGGGUCGUUAAUUGCUAAUUAGAAUGACAUUUCCUUUGCUGAUGGCUGCCCCUAGCUCUGUGCUUUCCCUCCAGGGAUGAAUUUAUUGUGGUCCAGAGAACUCAACUGCAAAUACCCAUUUAUCUCACUGCACAAGAGCUCAUCCAUGUUGCAAUAAAGGAAACUCUGGCUAAAGUACUAUUAAAUCUCUCUACGUUCUACUGUAUUGGAAGUGAUCAGAUUGCCUGAGCGCUGCCCCAUGUUGUCUACUUGUAUGAAAUCCAGUAAUUGCCUGCUUCAGCCUUUAUUGCACUUCAUCACUUGGAGCCUCAUCCUAAGUACCUGCUGGGGGGGACAUAUAAGGGUAGAACUACACAAACAUUUUCGGCACAAUCUGACGGGCUACGACAAAAGCCGGCAUUAAAUCGGAUGCGACGGAAUAAGGUAAGUAAUGGCAUUGUUGGAUGGUGUCGCAGCAUUGAUGCGACGCAACACGAUGCAGACGCUGUCUUCGGAUCAACGCUGCGACUUCAUCCGACAUUUCUAUCUCUUACCUUAUUUCCGUCACAUUCGAUUUGACGAUGGCUUUUGUCACAGUGCGUCGUAUCGCGCCGAAAACAUUAGUGUAGUUCUACCCUUGCCCCCGGCCGUUCAGGAUACCUCCUCCCAAUGUUUGGGGUGAAUUUUGGCCAUGAGGCUGAUAUCAGAUGAAAAUACAUUUCUUUAUGUAUAUUAUAUUACUCUCUUUCUUGCAAUGGCCUAAUUAAUGGGUCAUCACUUUUCAGGCUUAAACCAGCCAAAAUAUUUAAAACUAAAUGACAUCAGUUCUGCCUUGAACCCGUAAUCUCACUAUUCUAGUGGCUCUUUCCCAACUUCGAGUUCUUUAAACAAACACAAGCUGAUUGGUCAAUAUGAAGCCAUAUGAUUCAUUAGACCAGAAGUCCAGUAAAAGAAAUGUGGCAGCAAAACUACUACAGGUAUGGGACCUGUUAUCCUGAAUGCUCCGGACCUGGGGCAUUCUGGAUAACAGAUCUUUCCAU
Xenopus laevis (African clawed frog) is the source of this 8494-nucleotide messenger RNA. RefSeq names its product multiple EGF-like-domains 6 L homeolog (gene megf6.L). The transcript has 39 exons. Gene Ontology annotation, biological process: heterophilic cell-cell adhesion; vesicle-mediated transport. NCBI's taxonomy places the organism in Eukaryota, Metazoa, Chordata, Amphibia, Anura, Pipidae. Bases 9 to 4850 code for a protein of 1613 amino acids. Gene Ontology annotation, cellular component: plasma membrane. The record is from RefSeq and is a predicted model, not a curated record. Gene Ontology annotation, molecular function: scavenger receptor activity; calcium ion binding.